Messenger RNA from Morchella importuna, 276 nucleotides. RefSeq lists its product as uncharacterized. NCBI's taxonomy places the organism in Eukaryota, Fungi, Ascomycota, Pezizomycetes, Pezizales, Morchellaceae. The record is from RefSeq and is a predicted model, not a curated record. Bases 1 to 276 code for a protein of 91 amino acids. The transcript has a single exon.
AUGUGCGGGGAGAGUGAGGGCUUUGAGGGAGAAGGAGAAUACGAGGAGGAGUGGUACCAGAUUCUUCCAGAGCUAUGGUGGAGGGACGAGAUCUGCUGCCGCGUUUUAGAGCUGGUGUCAUGCUAUGAGCAGCGGAUGAAGCGAGAUGUCUACAGGGAGACGGACUCUGUAGAUGCAAGAGUAGAAGUGAGAGCCGUGGAAGAGGAGGAGGUGGUGGUUGUUGUGUUUAGCAGGAUGGUGACGUCUAAUGGAACGAUUGACACCAAGAUGAAGUAG